Tigriopus californicus is the source of this 4252-nucleotide messenger RNA. RefSeq names its product disks large homolog 1-like (gene dlg1). The coding region runs from base 1001 to 3439 and encodes 812 amino acids. The record is from RefSeq and is a predicted model, not a curated record. Gene Ontology annotation, molecular function: protein binding. Gene Ontology annotation, biological process: chemical synaptic transmission. The transcript is spliced from 2 exons. Gene Ontology annotation, cellular component: neuron projection; neuromuscular junction; postsynaptic density membrane. Lineage: Eukaryota; Metazoa; Arthropoda; Copepoda; Harpacticoida; Harpacticidae.
UACAAUAUUGAUCUCACUUGCUUUCUCAAAGAACACAUGACGAGUUUUCAUCUUCUAGCCAAGACCUCAAACGAAUUUCAGCUUAAUCAAAUUAUGCCUAACUGUCUCAGUCUUUUGAAGGCGAGUUCAAGAUGUGAUAUCAUCGAAAUCAGGCCUCGCUUCAAAGCGACUCUAAAUUGAGCCGUUCUCAGGCCUCUCGGAUUUCACACCAAACCCAGCUUUCCACUGCCCCAUUUGGCCGAUUGAAGGCGGGACCCACGAGAAGGAGGGAGAACAUGGGUCUUGCCGGCCGUGCCUGGCUCCAAUAGCCUCUCGCUCUCACGUCCCUGUUAGGCUUCAUGCCACCCAGUCGGUUCCCGAGUGUCAGCUUGGAUCCCUCUCCCCUCCAAAGCCUUUUACCUUCAUGCUCCCGACUUUUGGCGCGUCUUGGCCUCUGUCUAACGAAUGGACAUGGCGUAGUACUAGCUGUACUUGACGAUGAUGAUGUCGUCGUCGGAGAAGAGGACGUGUAGGUUAGAGGAGUCUGGCUCUGGUGGUUGGACGGAUGCAGUACGCUCACGGCGCCUCUGCCUACUGAACCUGAAUCCUCGGGUGGAAUCGCAGGCAUUGGAGACGCGGACCAGCGACGACUGGAGGGAUCUGAGAAAGGGCUUUCCUCCGACUGUGCCUCGUGAUCAAGAGGAUCGUAGUGGGCGAUCUGGGCGGCGGGUAUUAGUGGAUGUAGGAGCGCCUCCUUCGCCACUCAUUGCCACCAACACGACUAGGCCGGAUUGUCCGAUAGAUGAUCAUCGGCCAAAGUGCAUGCAGGAGCCUGAAAAAUUGACCUGGUAGGGCAGUUGAGCAAGAAGGCAAGAAGGGUACCACCACCAUCAACACCAACACCACCGUAGGAGGAUCGGCCUGUGAUUUAGGCGCCUGGACACCUGAUCUUAUGGUCUGACUUAAGGGUAGUGUUGGCUAGUGUGGGUGAGAGCGUUGCUUCAGGUUUUUUGGUCUGAAAAUGCCCGUGUGCAAGGCAGAGGCCCACAGAGCCUUGGAGCUUUUGGAGGACUACUAUGCCCGCUUAGAUGAAACAGACGAGAAGGAGCUCAAGUCUGCCAUUGAGAGAGUGAUCAAGAUCUUCAAGUCACGACUGUUCCAGGCUCUUUUAGAUAUACAAGAGUUCUAUGAACUCACGUUGAUGGACGAGUGUAAAACAAGUGCCAUCAAGACCACAGAAGCGUUAGAAAUGGCCACCCGUUGGGAAACCACCAACCGACCUUUUGCUAAAGGCUACAACGGAACUCAUGAUAUGAGUGGAGGCAUGGGAAGGCCCACUCUGCCCCCCCAGUUUAAGGAGGAGCUCAUGAGCAAGCUUCCCGAGAUGAGGCAUUACGAUCCAUCUUCGACGUCAACGAUGUCUGAUAGUGGAAUCACGGCCCCCGUCAAUAAUGCCGUGGCGGCUCCGACCACAGUCUCUGCAGCCAAGGUCACGCCCUACGAGUAUGAUGAAAUUGCACUUGAAAGAGGCACGUAUGGCCUCGGUUUCUCAAUUGCUGGGGGAGUGGAUAACCCCCACGUGGGCAGUGACACCUCCAUAUAUAUCACGAAGCUCAUCCCGGGGGGCGCAGCAGCCUUAGAUAAACGUCUCCGUGUUGGCGAUAUUAUCUUGAAGGUCAACGACACAAGUGUGGUGAAUGUUUCUCAUAGUAUUGCCGUAGAGGCCUUGAAAAGAGCGGGAAACCGCGUGGUGUUGUCCGUGAAAAGAAAGUUGGCACAAGUGAAAGACAAUGAAGAGCUCUUAGAAGUCGAGUUGCUGAAGGGAUCAAAAGGUUUGGGCUUCACUAUUGCGGGUGGCAUUGGAAACCAACAUAUACCCGGAGAUAACGGUAUCUACGUGACGAAAGUCAUGGACGGCGGGGCUGCCGCGGCAGAGGGAAGAAUCGAAGUCGGGGAUCGGUUGGUAUGCGUCAAGAACUUCCCGGGCGGCGAAUUUGUCUUGGACAAUUGCACUCACGAAGAAGCCGUUAAUGCCCUGAAGAAAUGCAAAGAUAAAGUCGUAAUGGUGGUGAGCAAGGGCGACACUCACUACCCGUCGUCGCCCACGAUGGGCCAAAUGCAACCGUUAGAUAAUUACACAAUGAAGAGAUCGGUCUCGGACGAAGAGUUACGGAUUCCAAGGGAUGUCGUCCUCCACAAGACAGCUGCUGGGCUAGGAUUCAACAUUGUGGGCGGGGAGGAUGGGGAGGGAAUAUUCAUUUCGUUCAUUUUGGCGGGAGGACCAGCCGACGUUAGCGGCCAGGUUCGUCGAGGAGACAAAAUACUCAGUGUGAACAAGAUCGACCUCAGCACGGCCACUCACGAAGAUGCCGCCAUUGCCUUAAAGAACGCUGGUUCCACAGUGGCUCUUAGGCUUCUCUACUGCCCCGACGAUUACGAAAAGUUCGAGGCCAAGAUUCAUUCCAUUAAGAGCCACGUUAUGGCUGGCAGUGUGCUAAAAAUGUCAGAGAAGAAGAGUUUGUACGUGCGGGCCUUGUUCGACUACGAUCCUUCGACCGACGAGGGCAUUCCCACCAAAGGUCUCCUAUUUUCUUUUGGAGACAUUAUUCACGUCAUCAAUGCGUCUGACGACGACUGGUGGCAAGCCAGAAAGAUUGAUCCUUUGGGCAAUGAGCUCGGCGUAGGCCUGAUUCCCAGUCGGAACCGUUGGGAGCGGAAGAUGCGAUCCAAAGAUCGCAGCAUCCGUUGGGAUCGCGAUGGCUCGGGAAAACGCACCAAAAAGUCUUCCAACGAUCUGGAUGGGGAACAUGAGAACGGAGUCAGGGACGGGGCCGAGACCAUCAUCUCGUACGAGCUGGUGCAACAGAUUGAAAUCGAGUACACGCGACCAGUUAUCGUCCUCGGACCUUUGAAGGAUCGUAUUAAUGACGAACUCAUCUCGGAGUUCCCCGACAAGUUCGGCUCUUGUGUUCCCCACACGACUCGCCCCAAACGCCAAUUUGAGAUGGAUGGUCGAGAUUAUCAUUUUGUUCAGUCUCGCGACACCAUGGAACGCGACAUCCAGAACCACAAGUUUAUCGAGGCUGGGCAGUACAACGAUAACCUUUAUGGUACUUCCAUUGCCUCGGUCAAAGAGGUAGCCGAACGAGGUAAGCAUUGCAUCCUAGACGUGAGUGGGAACGCCAUCAAACGGCUCCAAGCGGCCCGUCUCUUCCCCGUGGCCAUCUUCAUUCGACCACCAAGCAUUUCCUUCAUCAAGCAUGUCAAUGAUGAUAAGAUGCCCAAAGAGCAAUGCGAGAAGAUCUACAAUCGGGCCAAGCGCCUGGAAAACGACUUUAUGCAAUACUUCACGUCCAUCGUGGAAGGUAGUGAUUUUGAUGACGUUUACAGCAAAGUGAAGCGGCUAAUCAGUAUUCAUUCGUCCACCAAGAUUUGGGUGCCGGCGAAUGAAAUGUUCUGAUCAGUUUGUUAUGAACUUCCCUAGUCAUGCUACCGGCGGAUUAAUUACAACCUAAUUAUUGAUUAGCAUCAUAUUGGCAUCAAGAACUAAAGAGAACUGCAAUUAUCAUUAUGAAUCCUUAGAUACAUUUCUGCUUUGAAUUGGUCGUCGUCCUUAUAAUGGUACUACUGCUUUUAUGCGUUGUCAAAUUUAUGUGUACAAACCCAGUAUCCUCAAGAAGAUGUGGUUAUUCAAUGUUAGAAGACAAACGCAAGACGCCGUUUGAGCUACAACUAUUAUCGCAACAACUCCAGAAACCUCUACAUGAAUCUGCAACUAAUACUAUUAAUAUGAAUAGUACUUCAUCUCGUACUCUCAUCAUUACCACCAUCACUAUUAUUCUCAUUAUAAUUAUUAUUACUAGUACUGCUGCUGGUACUAUUACUACUACUACUACAACAACAACAACUACUACUACUACUACCACUACUACUACUACUACUCCUCCUACUACUACUACUACUACUACUAAAAUUACCAUCUCCAACCAUGCUUGGCCAACAUUCUCCAUUUACCAGAAAACAAACUCCCUUCCUUCAACCUGGUUGAUGUUGCUAUAUAUUCUUACGAAGGUAUGAUUGUUCUCAUCAUCAUCAUAACCGGUUCAUUUCUGUUUCAACCGUGCCGUUUAUUCCAUUCAUAUUUUUGACUCCAUGGAUACAUAUUCGAACUUUCUCUCCAAAAGGCAAGCCCAUAUUUAUCUAGAUUUACUAUUGUAAUAUCCACACAAAUCUUUGAAAUAGAUCUGUUACUGUUUUGCUCUUUCAUCAUAAA